Molecule: messenger RNA, 600 nt
Organism: Solanum tuberosum (potato)
Lineage: Eukaryota; Viridiplantae; Streptophyta; Magnoliopsida; Solanales; Solanaceae
Product: transcription factor MYB1R1-like
Exons: 1
Coding region: 1-600 (199 amino acids)
Biological process (GO): response to ethylene; response to gibberellin
Molecular function (GO): DNA binding
Source: RefSeq, a predicted model, not a curated record
AUGGCAAAGAAAAUCCAAGAAACCAUCAAAUUGUUUGGCGUUGAAAUUAGUGUGAAGAAUGUUUCUUCCUCUGGAGAAGAAUCAACAAGUGACACAAGAGGGAUGAGUUGUACUAGUCAUCGUAAUAGUAAGGGAAGAAGAUGGAGUGAUGAUGAACAGAGAGCGUUCUUGAGUGGAUUGGACAAACUUGGAAAAGGAAAUUGGACUCGAAUUGCUAAAGACUUUGUGCCAAGUAGAACACCAACACAAGUUGCGAGUCAUGCCCAGAAAUAUUUUGACAGACAAAAGGAGAACAGAGCACUCAAAUGCAAAAAGUCCAGUGUCUUCGACAUUAAUUUGGACGAAGAAUCCUCAAAUACUUGUCUGGAAUUGUUGUCGAAAAGGGCAUUAAAGGAAUAUAACAAGAAAGGGAAAGAGGUUUUGAAUGAAGAAAAUCCAAUUUCAGCAAUGCCAAUCAGCUACAGACUUCCUCCUGAUGGAAGCUAUGGCUAUUGCUAUGUUCCCAUGAACAAUUAUCAGUUUAAUUUUAUGUCAUCAUUCCACCGGGCUUCGUCUCAGUCUAGUUCUGCGUCCGUGGAUGAUUUAGAUCUAACUCUCUAG